Enterobius vermicularis (human pinworm) is the source of this 396-nucleotide messenger RNA. The record is from the annotation of a GenBank genome assembly. NCBI's taxonomy places the organism in Eukaryota, Metazoa, Nematoda, Chromadorea, Rhabditida, Oxyuridae.
GCAACCAUGUUACACGCAUUUUAUAAAUUUAUUUGCCGUGUUGCCGAUAAAGCAGUGUAUCCGUUGUUGCCAGCAUUUGCAAAACCGGCUUGGAAUCAUCCAGCUGGCCCAAAAACCGUUUUCUUCUGGGCACCAACAAUCAAAUGGUGUUUGGUUGCUGCUGGUCUGGCUGAUCUAGCUAGACCUGCCAAUAAACUUAGCGCGUAUCAGAAUAUGGCACUGUUUGCUACCGGUGCGGUUUGGACACGAUACUGUUUUGUCAUCAUUCCAGUAAACCUAUAUCUGGCCAGCGUUAAUUUCUUUGUAUGUUGCACUGGUGUUAUUCAACUGCUUAGGAUUGCCUGCUAUCAGAAUAAAGAAUUGUUGGAAGAAGACAUCACAAAAAUAACUUGUUGA